Molecule: messenger RNA, 3292 nt
Organism: Lutzomyia longipalpis
Lineage: Eukaryota; Metazoa; Arthropoda; Insecta; Diptera; Psychodidae
Exons: 2
Coding region: 1112-2767 (551 amino acids)
Source: RefSeq, a predicted model, not a curated record
CUCCCAAACUUUUUUGCUAUAAAAAAGUUUGGGAUGACGUGGCGGAAAAAAAAAAAGAGAACUGUCAAAAUUGUUGGGAAAGAAUAAAUUCGUUGUUUGUGAAAAUUUACAUUUAAUUUUACAUUUUUAUACAGUCCGCUGCUAAAAUUGCUUAAGUAUUUCUUUGCCACACGUGUGCCAUUAAUUGUAGAAGUGGCAAACAUUCAAUCAAAGUGCUCAAUACGUGAAAAUUCGUGCUUAUUGUGGCGCAGUGAACUUCCCCACGAGGCCGGAAGAAAAAAUUUUUUUUUGUUCCUCCAAACCGGAGACAUUUAUUAACGCUGAGUAUAUCUGCAGGUGGGAUAUUUGCUGCCGGACAAAGAGACGACGCUUACUCCCUUAAAGUUGUGGGACCAUUACUAACGCUGAGUAUAUCUGCAGGUGGGAUAUUUGCUGCCGGACAAAGAGACGACGCUUACUCCCUUAAAGUUGUGGGACCAUUGCUAACGCUGAGUAUAUCUGCAGGUGGGAUAUUUGCUGCCGGACAAAGAGACGACGCUUACUCCCUUAAAGUUGUGGGACCAUUACUAACGCUGAGUAUAUCUGCAGGUGGGAUAUUUGCUGCCGGACAAAGAGACGACGCUUACUCCCUUAAAGUUGUGGGACCAUUACUAACGCUGAGUAUAUCUGCAGGUGGGAUAUUUGCUGCCGGACAAAGAGACGACGCUUACUCCCUUAAAGUUGUGGGACCAUUGCUAACGCUGAGUAUAUCUGCAGGUGGGAUAUUUGCUGCCGGACAAAGAGACGACGCUUACUCCCUUAAAGUUGUGGGACCAUUACUAACGCUGAGUAUAUCUGCAGGUAGGAUUAUUUCACCCAACAUUUUUUUGGACCUUCAAGCCGCUCGAAGCUACAAGCAAGAAGUUUUAGUCGUCGAUCCGUGCGAAGUCAUACAACGCUUGAUUUCAUCAAUGUGUGCGGAAUGGAAGACAGCUUCGUCAGCGACCAUGACCAUUCAAUAUGACUUAAGAAGGAUCCAACAUUAUUUGGACCUUCAAGCCACUCGAAGCUACAAGGAAGAAGUUUUUUUGUUUUCAAUCCGUGUGAAGUCAUACAAUCUUUGAUUUCAUCAAUGUGUGCGGAAUGGAAGACAGCUUCGUUAGCGACUAUGGCAAUUCAUUAUGAUUUAAGAAAGAUAUAUCAAGACAGGAUAAAUGAGGUGGACACCGCUCUUGAGGAAUUCGUCAAAAAUCCUAUGUUGUUGAGGAGACAGGAAGCGAUAAUUGAGUUAGAGACGCAUAGAGAAAUCAUCAAACAUCUCGAAGCAAUGUUCAAAGAAGUUCAAGCAAGUAUUAUAAAGGAGACAAAAACUCUAGAUAUGAAGCAAAAGGAACAACUAGAACUAUACAACUUCGGCACAAAAUGCAUAACUCGCUGCUCAAAAAUCGCCAACCUACUCAUCACGGCAUACAGACAGGAGAAGAUGCUUCCACCCAGACCAGGAGAAAUCUCAAAGGUACAACUGACCACAACAAGGAAUCAGCACCUAGAAGAACAAAGACUCCAUAGGCAGGGAAAUCAAAAUGGAUCAUUAGAAAGGACAUCUGCAGUUCCGCAAGUUUCUGAUCUGGAAUCGGCGAAAAUUCUGAAGUUUACGAGAUCCGAAGAGAAAUGGCAAUCAUCCAGAAAUCUCUGUGUGGUAAAUUACAGCGAAAAUCCUCACCUCACAAAGGCACAAGGGCUACAACCCCAUCAAGUUGAUAUAUCUAAAUUCAAUGUUUCAAUUGAUCUUUUCGUGAAUUCAUCUGUGCAAACAGCAGAUGAUGCCCUGAAUCAAUACACGCAACUUGAACCACAAGUGACAACUCUCGCAGGUUCAAGACCGAUAAGUGGGGCAAGGGCCAAUGUCCUAUUCACAACGGCAACAGUGGAUAUCCCUGACAAAUUCAACAGCAACAGGAAGUGCAGGAUCAUUCUGGACCCAGGAUCACAAGUAAAAUUCACGAGUGCCAACCUGAGCCAGCAAUUGAAACCGAAAUGCCAAACCACAAAUUUUACUGUUGAUGGGAUCAAUAAAAAUUCUCAAAAUCGCAACAAGGAGUCACAAAGGACGAUUCUCAAUGAGGAAAACGAGGCACAACCAGCCCAAGAUGUAUUAUGCUCAGUCAUGCAAAUGAUCACAAAGGAUCAAUCAAACUGGCGAGUAAAUAAAUUUAAAGUCCACACUCCGGGACAGUACAAAUUAACUGAACCAAAGUGGCAAAUCCAUCUGAAAGAUGACAUGCUCAUAGGGGGAGCAACGAUUCAGAAUUGGGUCGGAGAGAAGAAGUACGAAAUCAGAAACGUCAAAAUCAUAGUACAUAACGGUUUUCGUGGAUCGGCGAAAGUCAACAUUUCUUCCAAAUUUCUCUCCCCAAAAAUCACAGCAUACAAUUUUAUCUGCAUCAAUGCAGAAUUGUCUAAAGUGAUGACAAUUGCCUUCUAUGCCGAAAACUGCCAUGUUUGGACGGAAGCUGAUGGGAAUCUCAGUCAAGCAGACAACUCUAAGCCAAACCAGGAAGGAUUAAUUUGCCAGAUGAACGAGGAACCACAAACUUCACAACGGAAGCAUAGUUUCAAACGGCAACAUCAGGCAAAUUUAGUCUUGCAAAGGAGAACCGUCAAACAACAAGCAGAAAAUCGUCUUGAGGAUUCAUUGGAAGAGAUCAACCGAGGAACACCAAUGAUCACAACAAUGGUAGGAGAUCUGAGUAACACACAAUCGUUGGAAGCGAAGGACAACCCCUGAGACUGAGUCGAAGAUCCGUUGGAACGCAUGAGGAAUCUCAAGUGAAAUACCACAAGUUCCCUCAAGGAGAAUUCACAAAGCUCAUCAUACAGGAAGAUCACAUCAAAUCGCUUUAAGUUGCUCACAAUUCAUUUUAUGCAUAUUGGAAUUAUCCUAUAGUGUUUGUGAGGACGUAAAAGGUGUAGGCAAAUCAAACCAACAAUUAAUUACCCAUAAGAAGACCAAGACAUGUAUCACGGAAGGGUUGAUGGGGGAGCGAUCUACUGCAAGGUCAGUUUGUUGGGUCGACGGAAACUCUAGAGGGUACGGUCGCGCACCCUAUUCCGAAGAUACUCGUAUGGGGUUAAAGGGAAUUUAUUGGAAAAAAAAAUCGUAAGUCUUCUUUGCAUUUAAAAUUUAUUAAGUAAAAUUUCUUUGGUGAAGGUAAAUCUUAAUCAGAAAGGGUCUUGAAUUUUGAAUUAUGGGAAAAAUCAAUAAGGGUAUAAUUAUUAUUUAUCUUAUAAUUAUUUUAUAUAAAAAACUAAA